Brassica rapa (field mustard) is the source of this 3783-nucleotide messenger RNA. RefSeq lists its product as uncharacterized. NCBI's taxonomy places the organism in Eukaryota, Viridiplantae, Streptophyta, Magnoliopsida, Brassicales, Brassicaceae. The record is from RefSeq and is a predicted model, not a curated record.
UCACUCCUUUUCGCGCUUUUGAUUUGGGCUUCAUUUGCCAGGCCCGUAAGUGAAGAACCCUAGAUCGCGUCUCGCGAUUACACCAUCGCCUCCGUCCUGAUUUGCGAUUCCGGUAACGGUUCAGACGAUACUUAACUCCCAUUUAUUAUUACCUCCACGAUGUGCCUUCAAUGCGGUCGUCGCGUCGCAUAGGCGAUUCCGCUUUAGAUUUGUCAUGUCUACUCCCAGGGUUUUCUUCUCAGACCUCAAGUCCGGCAAGUGCUCAUCCGCUGUUGAAGCUCGACUUCUGCGAUUCUGGGAGGCGAAGAAUGUGAAACGCGGUGGGGAGUUGAUGUGGGUCGACAUGCUCUUGAUUGAUGUCAAUGCGACAUUGAUGCAAGCCACCAUCUAUGCUAACCGCCUUUCAAGAUUCCGUUCCAAACUCGCCGCCGGAACGAUGUACACCGUCUCUGGAUUCGAUGUGGCUCGAUGUGCCCAGAAUUUCCGGCUCACCGACUCCCCUCUGCUGAUCCGGUUCAAUGAUUCCACCGCCUUUGAUGAGCUAAUCGAGCCGGUUAGUCCAUUACCUGAAGAAGGAUUCCGGUUCCGUAACCAGUCUGAAUUGAUUGGUCUAGCCAACACGAGUACACAGCUACCAGAUAUUGUAGGUGAGAUCACUGCAGUGAAGAGUAACGUGUGUGAUACUCCUGGAGAAAAGAGUCGUCUCAUGGCUACUAUCAAACUGGAUAAGGAUUCAACCGUCACCUUGAGUUUCUUUGAAAGUCAAGCAGAGGCUUUUCACAAAAGGCUUGAGGAUAUGCAUGGUGACCCCAGAGUUGUUGUUGCAACCAGCAUUAAUCCAAAGAUGAUUGGAGGUGGUUUGUUCUUAAAUGCAACAUCUGGAACCCACGUGUAUUUUGACAAGGAGACGAAGUCAGGGGAGGAUUACUUCUAUAGAUUGGUCGCCAGGGACAAUGGAGUUCCUUCUGCUGCACCAUUGCUGAAAGGAUAUGCAAAGGUGGAGAGCUUGACCAUAUCGGAACUUAUAAGUUUUGUCGCCUCUGCUCAGUCACAGGACAUUGACUUUGUCUGCACUGGGAGAGUGGUUCGACUCGACGUGGAUAAGGGAUGGUGUUACGUUGCAUGCGCUAAAUGCAGUAAGAAAUUGCAGCGUACUGUCUCUGCUUUGGAGUGUGUGCGAUGUAAUAAUCCUAAUGCUGUCGGAGUUCUUCGUUAUCGUCUGGAGUUGGCAAUCGCUGAUAACACUGCUGAAGGUACAUUCGUGUGUUUUGAUGGUGUGAUGACUAAGCUGCAUAAUCUCCGAGCAAGUGAGGCUGGUCAGAUGUUGGCGGUAGAAGGAGAGAAUCCUGAGGACAUGAUGGUGCCACCGUUUAUCAGUGACAUGGAAGGAAAGACUCUCACUUUCCAGGUCAGAGUUAGCGCGUUCAACUUCACCGCGCACCAUCAGACUUUUACCAUCACCCGUAUCCUUAAGGAGCACGAGCGUAUUCCAGCUCCUGACUUUGUCGUAAGUGGAGGGAACGAUGAGGAUGAUAAUAACCUUGGAGAUGGUGGUCAUGUUCCAGUCCGCGGUGACUCUGGAGAAGGCAGCAGUGGUCCUGAUAAGAAGGCGGAUGGGACUCCAGCCGAUGCUGCGGUGGAGAAGAGUUCUCGCCCAUCUACCAGUGCAGCCAAGAAAGCUCGUGUUGUUUGAAAUUGAGUACCAGCAGUUAUGGUUUCAUGUUUCAAGUUGGAAAAUUAUUAUUGUCUUACGUUCGCGUCUUUUGUUGUCUUUAUUUCAGUUUGCUCAUUUCCCUUAAUCUAAAACUCUGUUUCCGUCAGUUUGGGGUUAAUCAGUAACUAUUUUAAUCAUUAAGUCAUAUAAAGUAGUUUAGUAUCUUUCAAAUGAAAUAAAAAGUGUAAAUUAAUUAGCAAUCAUGAUCACAUCAUCGUUUAGUUAUUAUAAACAUAUCAUUUGGUUUAAGUACAUAUGUAUACCGACCUAUGAAUAAAUAGUGGAAAUUAGUUAACAAUCAUGAUCACAUCAUUGUUUAGUUAUUAUGAACAUAUCAUUUGGUUUAAGUACACAUGUAUACCGACCAAUAAGUUUUAAUCACGCUCCUAUCUAUUACUAUAAAAAUAUGUUGUCUCCCUCCAGGUGAUGCCACGUCACUAAGUGGAGGAAGAAAACGCUGCCACGUGUCUCAUUCUUUUAAAAACACUGCAUUCGUACGGGCUUUGCAUUUUGUUGGGCCCAAAUCAUCUCUUUCUCUAGCCCUUAAGGGUAUACUUGAUGAAACACGGCGUUUUCCAUUAGGUUCUUCUUCGUCUCUUUUCUGUCUCCAGCGCUAAUGGCGAUUGAAGUUUCUAAUACGCUCUUUCAUCUUCUUCUUCACUGUCUGAAACAAUACAUAUAACGGAGUUAUCCUCUUUAAUCUCACAGGUCUCCAGCGAAUCGAUCCUUUCAUGAGGAGAUCCUAAUCACAGCAGCUCAUGCUACCUUCUAUGAAUUCAACAUUGAGAUCAGUCAAUGGAGUCGUAAGGAUGUUGAAGGGUCUUUGUUUGUUGUCAAAAGAAGUAAACAAGAACCUCGGUUUCAGUUUAUUGUAAUGAAUCAUGGGAACACAGGUCAGCCAGAGAAGCAUCAAAUUACUUUUUUUGUUGAUGUCUUUGUCUUUGAUUAGUUGCUUCGUUUUUUUCAGUGUUUUAGUUUGUUUAAAGCUAAGGGAAGGUCAGGGAAGGCUUACCCGAUGAUUUUGUUUUGAAUUCUUGAUUAAGGAGAUUGUAUUAGUAAUCAUCAGUGUAUUGUUUAAAUUUUGCCUGGGCAGAUACUCUGGUGGAAGAUCUCCUGGGAGAUUUUGAGCCUGAGAAGGUACUCUGAAAUUUGAUGUUUCUUAGCUAACUAGCAACCUAAUAAGAAACGCAAAAUGGGAAGACCAAUUACUCUUACAGUGCCUCCUGCAGCAUCAUCUUCGCAGACCGGUUCUCUCACACGGUAACUUAUCCGAAUCAGACACUCUGACUACUAUAAAUCAAGAACGCCGCAUAGCUAAAGAUUCUGCUCGAAGUGCCAGACAGCUACGAAUGGAGAUUUGUGUAAAGAGAAAAAAAGGGCCCAGAUAGCUGGAUCUUCAUCGGCAUCUGCAUCUACUUCCGGAAGCUCAAAAAGACCACGUGAAAAUGAUCUCAAGACAUAUGACAAAUGGGAGUUGGUCUCAUGUCCAUCCUGUAAAGCGUUGUUCUGGAAUGCUGAAGCACCUCGAGUUCAGACAAACCAAGAGAGCAAGCAGUUUAGUCUUUGUUGUCAGAGAGGUCGUGUGAGACUUCCACCAGUUCGGGAGCCACCGUCUCCAUUUCUAGAGCUUUUAGAGUCGCCGAGCUUCAAGCCCCACAUCAGAAUUGCUAACAGUUUGCUUGAUUUCCCCUCUAUGGGUGCCAAAAUUGAUAAGAGCGUCACUGGGUAUGGACAUGAGAAGAUCUCCAUGACUCCAUCAUCAAACGUAGGUAUCAUCAUGAAUAAUAUCAUUAUUUGCUGACUAUAGACAGAUUCAUGUUCUUUAAUGUUCCAAAUGAUGUUGAUGCUAGAACCGCUUGGUCACAGUGCAAUUUGAAGGAUCCUAGGUCAAUCUUAACUUCGAUACCUAUGUCUUUAUUUCAUUGUCUUCAAAAGAUGAUAUACUGACUCUUCUUAUGUCAUGUAUCUAAUUAUCUCCUUGAUUAUCACAUUAAAGACCAGCUAACUUUGUUUGCUUGGUUUUUUAUAUUCAAAAGUGCCUUCUCAGAUCAAUGAAAACAUUUUUGGUU